AUGAAUAUUACAAAAAAUAAACAAUCAGCAAUGGAUAAAGAUAAUUCAUCACCACGUCUAAUCAUAGAUGAUGAUAGUAGUAACAGUAAUGAUAAACAAGAAUCUUCAUUGAAUUCUUAUAAUUCUUUAAUACAUCCUAAAACAAAUUUCAAUACUGAAAAUCCAUUUGAUAUUCUAUCAAUGUGUUUAUCGUCAUCCAAAAUGUUUCGAUCUCAUUCAUAUACAAAUCAUCGAUUUAAUUUUGCUCAACCUUAUUCAAUGGCACCUCAUGCUUAUUUUGCUAAUAUUGCUAAAUAUACAGAAAACAAUGGAACUUCAAUAAAUAAUAAUUCAAUUUGUGAAGUUUGUGGAGAUAUUUCAAGUGGUAAACAUUAUGGCGUAUUAGCAUGUAAUGGUUGUAGUGGAUUUUUUAAACGAAGUGUUAGACGAAAAUUAAUUUAUCGAUGUCAAGCAAGUACAGGUAGAUGUAUUAUUGAUAAAGCUCAUCGAAAUCAAUGUCAAGCAUGUCGACUUAAAAAGGUUAAAUAUAUAAAUUUUAUUUCAACUGUACAAAAUGAACGUCAAUCACGUAGUGAUACUCAAAUUCAAAUGAAUUCAAUUGAUUAUCAUUAUGAUCAUAACGGAACAGCAAUAUCUGUUAUGCAUGAUCGUCCUUCUCAACAAACAAAUUUCACAUCCGAUUCAUCAGCUGUGACAAAACAAGACGCUAAUAAUCUAGAUGAUACAAUCUAUACAAUAUCAUCACAAAUUCUUUUGAUGAUUAUGAAAUGGAUACGUAAUUUACCAACAUUUUUAAAUUUACCUAUCUGUGAUCAGUUAAUUUUAUUAGAAGAAUCAUGGUCAGAGUUAUUUCUUCUUUGGGCAAUACAAAGUUUCAUAUCAUUCAAUGAUGGAGGUCCAAUUUUUCGUAAUGUACUUCAUCGUGACAAUGAAAAUGAAAAAUUAAUUAAUGAUGUUUUUCAUAUGUUUAAACAAUUGAAACUCGAUCCGAUUGAAUUUGCUUGUUUAAAAACAAUUGUUCUAUUUCGUUUUGAUAUUCGAACAUUGAGAGAAGUUAAAUUAAUUGAAAAUUUACAAGAUCAAGCACAAAUAACAUUAGCACAAUUUAUAAAAAUUCAUAAUCCGACACAACCCACACGUUUUGGUCGAUUACUAUUAACAUUACCGUUACUUCGUAGUAUACCAUCAAUAUUCAUUGAAAAAACUUAUUUUUCACAUACAAUUGGUAAAAUAUCCAUGUCAAAAUUACUUUUGGAUAUGUUAAAAAUUUAA
Molecule: messenger RNA, 1272 nt
Organism: Rotaria sp. Silwood2
Lineage: Eukaryota; Metazoa; Rotifera; Eurotatoria; Philodinida; Philodinidae
Source: the annotation of a GenBank genome assembly